This is a messenger RNA of Zingiber officinale, 1589 nucleotides long. RefSeq lists its product as uncharacterized. Bases 371 to 1342 code for a protein of 323 amino acids. Lineage: Eukaryota; Viridiplantae; Streptophyta; Magnoliopsida; Zingiberales; Zingiberaceae. The record is from RefSeq and is a predicted model, not a curated record. The transcript has 6 exons. Gene Ontology annotation, cellular component: membrane. Gene Ontology annotation, biological process: Golgi vesicle transport.
UCUGCUUAAAUCGAGCACGCCCACCCGCAUCGAGUGGACGCCGUGUCGGACUCCCAUGGCCGACCGCGGACGCCGUGUCGGACUUCCACGCUUGGUGCUUCCCUCGAUGGAGACGCACGGAAGAGUAAAGUAUCCCGAGUGAUUCGUUCUGGUCGUAGCUUGUUCUUCCAAUCCCUGUAACCUGCAGAGGUAGCAAAGGUUUCGUCUCGCUCCGCCGCCGCCGCCGCCGCCUCCUCCUCUGGUGUAGUCGUUGGUGGGCGCUAUUGCACCUUUCCCGCCUGCAAAGUCAGCGAAGUCUUCAACCUUUGGCCGGGAGAAAGUCUCGAGCGAUUUUGGGUCUUUCUGACGGAGGAGCUCCUCAUUCUUUCUCAUGGCGGCCGGUGGUAGCUUCGAUCAGUGGCAGAAAGAUGCAUUUUUUACCGCGGCGGAGGAGGUGCAGGAAUCGGCCGAUACACUGGAAUCCUUCUAUAGAAUGUGGAUGAGGAACCACAAAGUUAGGUUUGAUUCGGAAGCAUCAGAUGAGUUGCAAAGGGAACUCCAAACUGCUCUGGGAACUGCAAAGUGGCAGCUGGAGGACUUUGGAAAAGCUGUCCAAAUGAACCACAGAAGUCUUUCUUCCGAGGAUACUGCAGUCAUUAGGCACAAGCAAUUUCUUUCUGUAAUUGGGAGCCAAAUUAUGCGAAUCGAGAAAGGGUUGAAUGGUUCAUUGAUUGAAGAAGGGAAGCAACCCCUACGUUGGGUUCAAUUAGAUAAACAAGAACGAGACGACCUCGCGGAUUUUCUUUCUGGGGUGCCAAGUGAUCGACGACAAGCAAAACAUGUCGAUCGUUAUUGUUAUGAUUCCCCUUGGAGCUAUGACAGCGAGUGUAUGUUGAAUAAGAGAGAUGCAUUUGAAGUUGUGAACAAAGAAUCAUAUGAAAGGAAAGCCACAGAGGUAGAACAAUCUCGUGGGCAAAUUAAUCCAUUAAGUUCAUCAGAAGCUGGUGAUUGGAAAAUUGUUAUUGCCGAUGAAGAAACAGAAAAUACACCGGUUGAAACUAGAUCAGAGGGGCUCACUCAUAUAUCUGACAAGAUUUGGAAAUCUAAGACUCGGAGGCAUGACUUAUCGUAUUACUUAAAAGGAGUGACUCGGUUCAUUCAGCGAGUUAAUGGAAUGAAUGCAAGGAUCAGAAAUUGUUCAAAUGUUUCCACUUCACAACAUCUUAUCGGGAAAGUUGGUGCAUUCCGAAGACGUACAGACGAAGCACGACAACAAAUGCAUGUUCUCCGAUAUCUAUGGAUGACUUGUUUACUUCUCUUGAGCAUUGUUUUAGUCAUACCAUUCGUGCUAUAUUCAGCAUGAAGAUCUACACGUUCUGUUGCUUUAAAUAGCGGGUUGUUGUAUCAACAUCCGGAGCAUAGGAAAUCAAGGGUAUUCCUUAACAAAUGGAGCAGAAGAACUAGUUUCUUUGUUUUUCUUGUUCCCCUAUUGAAUCCAAGUAGCCAUGAAGGAUUUUGACUCGUUGGAUGAUUAUUAAUAAUUUGUAGCAAGCUAAAACAAAUUUCAUCAGUGCGAAUCGACAAUUAAGAGUAAUCAUAUUUAGCGAAAA